CAAUGGCGUGUUGCUUGACAAUCUUUUCUCGUAGAUUUGUUUGACGGCAACCGACAACAGUAACAUUUAAAGUUGCUGUAUUCUUUUUCUGAGAACAUUAAAAUCUUAUUGUACCAUAAUUUGUAAAGAUGAACACCAGCAGGAUGGAUGAAGAUAAAGUAGAACGUUUACGCGAGCGUCUGCUGCAGUGUCCUGUUUGCAUGGAUGAAUAUCGAGAUCCACGACUACUUCCUUGCCAUCACACCAUGUGUAGUGAGUGCAUCAAUAAUUUGCUGGUCAACUCACCGUCAGGCCGCUUUUUUCGCUGUCCACAAUGUCGAAGGGAUGUAUGUGUGCCUAGGGCCGGAAUAGCUGAACUCCCGGUUAAUUUCUUUGUACGAAGCUUGCAAGACGAGCUUGGAAUGGAGGAGGACGCAUCUGGUCCUUGUCAGGUGUGUCACAGAGGCUCUAUAGUCUCCCAGUUUCACUGUAUGGACUGUGAUCUUGAUAUUUGUCGCUUUUGCAUACACGAGCAUCGUCUGAUACAACAUAAAGAUUCAAAUAAAGUAAGUAUAUUACGAAUGGAAGCACAUAACGGUGGUGGUCCUAUGUCAGGAGCAUCCAAUCGCAAAUGUAAAUUUCAUACAGAAGAAGUAGUACAACUGUUCUGUGAAACCUGCAACCAGCCUGUCUGUGUGAGUUGCAGCUGUGGUGAACACAAAAAACACAUUGUACUUCCACUGGCAAAGAAGUUGCACAGUGCUCAAAAUGAUUUGCAACAAACCUUGGAGCAACUGACUAAGGAACGACGAAGGGUUAGGUUCUCAAUGAGGCAGCUAGAUGGAGCAGAGAUUGAAGCCCGAGAUAACACCCAGCGAACCCUUCACCAGAUUGAAUAUCGUGUCAAGGAGCUUCACAGACUGGUUAACACAAUGGCAGAGGCUGUUGUAGAGAAGGUUAAGCAUGAAGAACACAUGCAGCUGACAGCCUUGGCAUCUAGAAGGGAGCGACUGAGAGGUUUGGAUCAGCGUCUUGAUAUUGGCAUCAACUUUCUUCGUGGUCUUCAAGAGGGGGAUGUUUGCCUUGAACUUUUUGAUGCUUUCAAAAGCUUUUCAGCAGAAAUUGACAAUCUGCGAAAGAGUUCAUUAAGUUCAGGUGCUAUACCACUUUGUGAUCACCGAUUCCUCUUGGGUCAUCAUAAAAGCUUCAAUGGCUACAUGGCAGCAACAUUUGGCACCCUUGUGACCCACCAUACUUUUUUAUGUAUUGGUGGUACAAGAGCUCCAUGGAAGUGGCGAUUAAGACGGACAAUUGGAGUUAAGAAGAUUCUUACUGUGGUCUCUUUCUUGGCGAUGGUGUACACUAUUUUAGUCUUAUUAAGCCUAUGUGUGCACAAUCCAGUAGAUGCUGAAAGUAUUAUAGGACUUAUCUUUGUCUCUGUUAUUACAGUUGCUGCAUGUCUUGUUUAUUUUAAGACUUAAAAAAUCCCUGUUGCAUGAAUGGAUGUCAUUGGAUUCUGUUCUUAUUUUUAAUUGAUCGAAAUAUUUGUGCAUGUUGCUAAAAUGUUUUAAAAAUUCUGCCCUUCAAAUUUAAGUUUGAGACCUGUCGAAUUCAAACACCAUGUGGUAUAAACGAGAAUUUUCAAUGCAGUAAUAAUAAUAAUAAUGUAUUAAUAGGUUAUUUUUAUGAUGCAUUAUCCUUAGGUUUUAUGCACUUUUCCUAAAACCAUUACUUCUCAUUCUCGUGCUUGCACAUACAAAAGAACAAGCAUAAUACAACGUAACACAAUACAAAGACAAUGAAAAAAGUAUUUUGUUUAUAUAUAUAAUUAGAAACUGAUUAUGACCAAACACAUGAAAAUAUUAGUUUCAUUGGUGAUGGGUUUGGAGGUGUCUGAGGCUGCUGUGUGUUUCUGUUUGACAUAUCUGACCUCAGCUACAUAGGUUCCCUUGGUGAGGGUGCUGUGCCAGGAUGGGUGCUCAUGGGUAAGGGCCCAGUUGGCAGCAUCAAUACCAAGGUCUUUGGGGUGGCUUAGAGACUGUAUAGUGUUCUUUCUGCCCUCGAACAGUUAACUUGCAAUGGCAUCACUGAAGUGAAUUCAUGACUUGUGUUGGAGUAUUUUGAUGUCAGCUUCACUCUCUAGUGGGUCCAGUGGCAAGACAAGUCAAAAUGGCAGGAGAGUUGGGGGGGGGGGCAAGAUUAGGGUUUUAAGCUGAGCUAGCAACUAAGACUAUAUCAUGGCAGAGCAGCCUGGCCUGCAACCAGAUGCCACAAGCAGAGCAAGAUGGUUGGAGAUAGGUCAUGAUGCAGAGGAUGGCCACGGUGUGCACAUACACACAUAGGUAGUGUUUCAUCAGCAUAUUGUAGAACUGGUGUUCCUGGCUCAGAUGAUUCUUGGUAAUAUUUAGAUGUACAUAGGUUCAAGAAAUUGAACAUUAAAAAACAGGCUAUGAUGUUCCUGAAACACAAAAAUAGUGAGGAAUGUGUGCAUGUUUACAAAAUAAGCUAAAGCUCUUCUAAUGUUAUUUUACCAAUAUAUGUAAAUAUUGGUAAAAAUGUUUGCUUCAUCUAUAUAGCUAAGCAUUUAAUACUGUGCUAUUUCAUCAUGCCCAAGAUACUGUUGUGAUUAUAGAAAACAUUUUUCAGCUUAUAGACAUAUAUUGUGCUUUGCAGAAAUUUUUUUUUAAUUUUAUAUUUUUUCUAGUCAUUUGCAGAUGUUCACAUGGAUUUUAAUAUAAUAUUUAAGGCAUAGAACUGAAUGAUAAUGACCACUGAAAUUUUUGAAUAGUUCUAUCAUUCUGUAUACAUAUUUUUUGUUUUAUUAUAGAAUUUUAUAAUAGGCAACAUGUUUGAUGGACUGUACAGGAUAUCCAAAUAAAUGUCUAUACACUUUAAUAGCUGAUAGCUCAAUGUUUCUUUUCAGAUUUAACCCAUUGGAUUGGAAUUAAUAUUGGCAGCCAGACUAACCUUCGAACAAAGGAAAUUCCUCCUAAAAAUAAAUGCUGCUGGAAAUGUUAAAACACAGCUGUUGAAGUACAAAGACAGUUUCUUGAGAUUUUCAAUUCCAUUGUUUUGCCUUAUCGGCAGUGCCUGAACCAAAACAGACUUGAUGUCUGUAGAUUCUAUUACAUUUUAACCAUGAAAUGUAUGUUAAUAACACAUUGUCUUUGUAAUUAUUCAAAGUGUGUAUACAUGUUUUUGGGAAAGAAGGAAACCAUAACAAAUAGUGUACAUUUCAGCAGCUUUUUAUUUAUUUGCACAUGCUUGUGAUAUCAGUAAAUAAUGAUACAAAA
Messenger RNA from Pomacea canaliculata, 3272 nucleotides. Its product is annotated as tripartite motif-containing protein 59-like. Bases 129 to 1460 code for a protein of 443 amino acids. Gene Ontology annotation, cellular component: nucleoplasm; chromatin. Gene Ontology annotation, biological process: positive regulation of DNA-templated transcription. The transcript has 2 exons. The record is from RefSeq and is a predicted model, not a curated record. NCBI's taxonomy places the organism in Eukaryota, Metazoa, Mollusca, Gastropoda, Architaenioglossa, Ampullariidae. Gene Ontology annotation, molecular function: zinc ion binding; ubiquitin-protein transferase activity.